AUGCCUAAGUGUUUCUCUUGUAAUAAAACCUUUAAAGAUCGGCAAGCAUUGGGUAAUCAUAUUAAAAAACAUCUAGAUGACAGUGAUGACGAUUUACCUUUUCCAAACCAAACAAUUUCUCAAAUUUCACCCAAAAAAACAACCAAAGUUAAUGAUAAAAGCAUAUCCAGAAGACAAAAUGUAAUUGAAGAAACUAAAAUAAAUGAUAUUUCGGAGAAGGAUAACUUGAAUAUUGAUGAGUUUAAUAAAAGACUAAAUCUUGAUAUUUCACUUGUCAAUCAUACAAAUUCCUCUCAAAGUCAUGAUGAAUCUAUUGAAGAACAGAAUGCUAAAUUUUUUAAUACAAGUGAUUUCUACAGUAGCAACACAUUUGAUAAUAAAUUCAGAGUAUCUGAUUCAAGUACUUCUCAUAGCAGCAACAUAUCUGAUAAUGAAUCCACAGUAUCUGAUUUAUCAGACAUAACAAAUAUCGAUAUUAAUGAAUAUGCUGAAUAUAAUAAUUUAAUUUCUGGAAAACCAAAAGGUCCUGAAGAUAUAUAUCAAGAAUUUCUGUCAGAAGAACAUGCAGAAUUUAUGAACAUAAUAACACAUUUUCAUGUACAAGAUUUACUUGCAAAUGCAUUUAUAAGGUUCUUUAACAAAUAUUCAAAUCAUAAUGAUUAUCUUUUACUAUUGACGUCGCAAACUGGACAGGUGUUCAUUGAAAAUCUUAACCUUCCAAAUUUUGGUUAG
This is a messenger RNA of Racocetra persica, 732 nucleotides long. The record is from the annotation of a GenBank genome assembly. Lineage: Eukaryota; Fungi; Glomeromycota; Glomeromycetes; Diversisporales; Gigasporaceae.